Molecule: messenger RNA, 1947 nt
Organism: Indicator indicator
Lineage: Eukaryota; Metazoa; Chordata; Aves; Piciformes; Indicatoridae
Product: toll-like receptor 1
Biological process (GO): inflammatory response; cellular response to bacterial lipopeptide; immune response
Cellular component (GO): membrane
Molecular function (GO): Toll-like receptor 2 binding; lipopeptide binding; transmembrane signaling receptor activity
Source: RefSeq, a predicted model, not a curated record
AUGACAUUUCUCAGAAACUUUUUUCUUUACAAGAGCCUGUUCGUGUUAACCAUCUGGAACCAUGUCAGCUUGUCUGUGGAAAAUGAAAUCUUUGCAGCUGUUUCUGAUGAUUUUCCAGAAGGUGAUUCUGACAAGAGUCUGCAAGUCCCAUAUACAAACAACCAUCAGUCCAAAGCUGAUUUUGACUGGGUUGUGAUAGAAAAUACUACAGAAAGCCUGUCAUUGUCAGAAAUCACAAAUGACAAUGUGAAAGAGCUAAUAGAUUUAGUAUCUCGUUUUGGCCAAGGCUCCAGGUUACAAAAUCUGACACUGACAAAUGUGUCGGUGGACUGGAGUGCUCUUGUUAAAAUUUUGCAGACUGUCUGGCACUCAUCUGUGGAGUACUUCAGUAUUGACAGGGUCACACAGCUGUCAGACAUCACAAGGUUACGCUUUGACUAUGCAGGUACCUCUUUGAAAGCCGUGACAGUGAAGAAAGUUUUAAUCACAGAUCUGUACUUCAUACAGGAUUACCUGUACAGAAUAUUUGCAGACAUGAAUGUUGCAGCCUUGACAAUAGCUGAAUCAGAGAUGAUACACAUGCUGUGUCCUUCGUAUCCCAGCCCCUUAAGAUACUUAAAUUUUUUUAAGAAUGAUUUAACAGAUCUUCUCUUUCAAAAAUGUAAAACACUAAUGCAACUGGAGACAUUAAUAUUGAAGAGGAACAAAUUUGAGAGCCUUCCCAAGGUAAGCUUCAUGACAAGCUACAUGAAGUCGCUGCAGUAUUUGGACAUGAGCAACAACUUGCUGAGUCACGAUGGAGCUGCAGUGCAGUGCCAGUGGGCCGAGUCUCUGACAGAGCUGGACCUGUCCUCAAACCAGCUGACUGAUGCCGUGUUUGAGUGCCUGCCGGACAACAUUGCCAAACUGGACCUCCAAAACAAUCAGAUCACCAAUGUGCCCACAGACAUGGCUGAGCUGCAGGCCUUGAAGGAGCUGAACCUGGCCUCUAACAGGCUGGCUGACCUGCCGGGCUGCGGUGGCUUUAGGUCCCUGGAGCUGCUGAACAUUGAGCUGAAUUCAAUCCUCACCCCAUCUGCCGACUUCUUCCAGAGCUGCCCGAGGGUGACGGAGCUGCAGGCCGGACACAACCCGUUCAAGUGCUCGUGUGAGCUGCAGGACUUCGUCCGUCUGGAGAGGCGCUCCGGGGGGAAGCUGGCCGGCUGGCCCGCGGCGUACGUGUGCGAGUACCCGGAGGGCUUGCGAGGCACGCAGCUGAAGGACUUCCACCUGACGGAGCUGGCUUGCAACACCGUGCUGCUGCUGGUGACAGCUCUGCUGCUGACGCUGGUGCUGGUGGCCGUGGUGGCCUUUCUGUGCCUCCACCUGGACGUGCCGUGGUACGUGCGGAUGACGUGGCAGUGGACGCAGACGAAGCGGAGAGCUCGGCACCAGCGGCCCGAAGAGCAGGAGACCGUCCUGCAGUUCCAUGCCUUCAUUUCCUACAGCGAGCGCGAUUCCUUGUGGGUGAAGAACGAGCUGAUCCCCAACCUGGAGAAGGGGGAGGGCUGCAUCCGCCUGUGCCAGCACGAGAGGAACUUCAUCCCCGGCAAGAGCAUUGUGGAAAACAUCGUUAACUGCAUUGAGAAGAGCUACAAGUCGAUCUUUGUCUUGUCCCCCAACUUUGUGCAGAGCGAGUGGUGUCACUAUGAGCUGUACUUUGCUCACCACAAGCUGUUCAGUGAGAACUCCAACAGCUUAAUCCUCAUUUUGCUGGAGCCCAUUGCUCCACACAUGAUCCCUGCCAGGUACCACAAGCUGAAGGCUCUCAUGGCCAAGCGAACCUACCUUGAAUGGCCAAAGGAGAGGGGCAAGCAUGCUCUUUUCUGGGCUAACUUGAGGGCAGCUAUUAGAAUUAACCUGCCAAUGGCUGAUGGAAGGAGGUGUGAGGAAAUAGAGUUUUUCUAA